GUCGCUCCCGUAACGGGGUGUUCCAGUAACCACUACGGAGAAUUUAAACAUCAUAUCAAAGACUUUACAAAGCAAUUUCCAGGAAUAAAAUGGUUUUUCUACGAUCUUGGAUUAAAUGACGCGGAGAUAAAUGAUGUCAGAACAUUGCCUGAUGUAGUGUACAGAAAAUUCGACUUUGAUGCAUACCCCCAACACGUUCGUAACCUGCAUAAUUAUGCGUGGAAAACCCUGAUAAUGCAAAAAAUGCUGUCUGAAUUUGACGGGACAAUGUGGUUUGAUUCAUCUGUCAAGUUCACAGGAAAUCAAACAAAUGUUUUAAUCGAGCUUAUGUCCCGCCACAAUACGGGUGCAGUGUUUUAUGUCAGCACAACCGGUCACUCCAUAAUAACCGCUACGCAUCCAACAAUGCUGGAGUACCUUCCGAUGGAAAAGGUAGGAGCAGUUAAGGACAUGCUACAAGGUGGUGCAGUGGUUUAUGUAAACAAGGAUGAAGUUCAAAGACGUGUCAUGAAAUGGCUUGUUAUUUGCGUGCUUAAAGAAGACUGCAUUUCUCCACCAGGUUCAACUUUAUAUUGUGGGUUUAACUUUCCUCGAGACAGGUUUGGCGGUUGCCACAGAUAUGACCAGUCUCUGCAAAAUAUACUUAUUUCAAACGCUUAUAACUACGAACAGGAGAAAUAU
Molecule: messenger RNA, 681 nt
Organism: Porites evermanni
Lineage: Eukaryota; Metazoa; Cnidaria; Anthozoa; Scleractinia; Poritidae
Source: the annotation of a GenBank genome assembly